Molecule: messenger RNA, 787 nt
Organism: Solenopsis invicta (red fire ant)
Lineage: Eukaryota; Metazoa; Arthropoda; Insecta; Hymenoptera; Formicidae
Exons: 2
Coding region: 17-661 (214 amino acids)
Biological process (GO): SCF-dependent proteasomal ubiquitin-dependent protein catabolic process
Cellular component (GO): SCF ubiquitin ligase complex
Source: RefSeq, a predicted model, not a curated record
UACGAGUAAAUAUUGUAUGACUAAUAUAAAAAUACAUAUACAAUAUACAUUUCUUUCAGGAUUGGAUUUAAAUGGUUGUAAUUUCGUCGAUCGAGGAUUAUCUUAUCUUAUAAAUCUGGAAUUUCUUGAGCGUUUACAUCUUGAAAACGUGAAAGGCUUAACUGCUGUAACUGUUUGCAAAAUACUGCAGAGUAAUCGACAAAUGCGUGACUUAAAUUUAGCAAGCAUGGACUCAGUUUUAAAUGUAAACGAAAUCGCAAUGAGAUUGAAAACUUUAUGUCCAAAUUUGGAAAAGAUAAAUUUAGCAAACACAGAUUUACCAUGGAAAACUAUUGAUGCCCUUGCCGAUUGUAAGAAUCUGCGGGAAGUAAAUUUUAGAAAUGCGUGGACAAAUUUUCAAUACACACCCAACUUAAGAGAUAGCUUCCAUAAAUUAUUUUCCUCUUGUCAACGCUUGGAAAAAAUCGAUUUGAGCUUUAAUCAUUUACUUCCAAAUUAUGUAUUGGAAGCUCUAACGCUGUGUAAAAAUUUAAAAUGUUUAAUGUUGAUAAACGAAACCUCUAUAACAUCUGUGACACUUUAUGAUGCAUGUUUUGAAAUUCUCCUGCAAUGUCCCAAAUUGGAAGAAAUCUAUCUUCCAUUUAUGAUAAUGACCCAGUAAACCAAUACAUAACUGUUACAUAACUGAGGAAGCACAUAAAAAGAACAAUGUAAUAUAUCACUGUUAUGUGGAUAAGAUGUAAAUAUUAUAUAAAUUUAAGAGCACUCUGAAUGAACAAAAUUAUAU